Messenger RNA from Oryzias melastigma (Indian medaka), 4725 nucleotides. It is a transcript of the gene ksr1a, whose product is annotated as kinase suppressor of ras 1a. The record is from RefSeq and is a predicted model, not a curated record. Gene Ontology annotation, biological process: protein phosphorylation. Lineage: Eukaryota; Metazoa; Chordata; Actinopteri; Beloniformes; Adrianichthyidae. The coding region runs from base 370 to 3309 and encodes 979 amino acids. The transcript is spliced from 21 exons. Gene Ontology annotation, molecular function: protein kinase activity; ATP binding.
AUGAUGUUCCCAACAGCUGACAGACGUUGAAGCCUCCGCCAGAGCCUUCGGUGGAAGCUAGUGUGUAUCCUCUCGUCGGAAGCCCUCACGGACUGAAAAUACAAGCCUUGUCGGACCUAGCAGAAUUAUUCGACCCGGUUCACGGUCAAACACGCCGUUUUUUAAAUCAAAUAUCAUCCAGACUGCUUUUUUUCUUUCUUUCUUUUAAUUUUUUCCCAGACCGGGAGCUCGAGACAGUUGCUGUCAGCUAACUUCCUACGACAGGUCGCUGCGUCGCUGGACUGCUGCAUAUGUUUUAUUUGAGCUCAGCGGUUUGACCCCCCCACCCUCACCCCCUCCAGUCCUUCCAGCCGAGCCCAAUGCUGAGGAAUGGAUAGUGUGUCUACCAGAGGUGGGAGGAUGGUCGAGAGUGAUGAACAGCCGGAGAGGGGCAGCGGCGGCGGCGUGGCGACGGCCGCACUACAUCAGUGCGAACUCAUCCAGAACAUGAUUGAUAUCUCCAUCUCCAGUUUACAGGGGCUACGGACUAAGUGCGCCGCCUCCAACGACCUCACGCAGCAAGAAAUACGCACUUUAGAGGUGAAACUGAUGAAAUACAUCUGUAAACAGCUGCAGUGCAAGCACAAAGUGCCAGAGACAGACAGGCCAGAGGCCCUGGAGAGCUACCCACACUUGCGAGACUGGCUGCGUACCAUCAACCUGCGGACAGAGCUCAUCAAGGCAGUUGAAGCAAAGUUGUCCCUGGAUGCUCUACUUCAGAUGACAGACGUUCAGAUGAGAGACGCGAUGCGAAGACUUGGGUCCAGUUCAGAAGAAUGUACUAGACUCAGGUCUGCCCUCUCUUGCUUGAAGAGUGCUACGGAGUCAGGAGGAGAACUGAGGGAGGACGCCACCUACUGGUUAUCUGAGCCCACCAGGAGAGACAGUGGCUCCCUGCUGACCGCAGACCAACUCACCAACCUGGGAAUUCGUCCUCACAGCCCAUCGCCUCUCGCCCGCCCCUCUACCAUCCAGUCGACUCCAUCCACCCCAUGUGCUACCUUCCCCCACCCCCGCUCAGGCUCAGUAUCGUCAGUCCCCACCCCAGAGGCUCUGGCAUCAUACCUCCACAGUGAAAGCCCCCUCUCAGAUCCAUUCCCGCCACCUUUUCCCCGCGCAGCCUGGCUCCACGGACACGCCUCCACGCCCCCCGUGACUCCACCCUCAAAAAGACGGCACCGGCUAAAGCCUCCGUGCACCCCUCCACCUCCGUCGCGCAAGCUGCUGAAUCUGCUCCCCAACAUCACUUUGACGCGCAGCAAAAGCCACGAAUCCCAGCUGGGCAACCGCAUCGAGGACCCUCCCACCAACAAGGUUGGGAAAAAGAAUAAGCUGUUUCUGAAUAUGCAAGUCAACGGAAAUGGAUGUGAAGACUCCCCGUCUCGAUACCCCAUCGUGCCCGCACGGACCCCCGGAGCCACCCCCGCUCCUGCCACAGCACCUUACACCCUUCCAGGGACACCCACCCUGAUAGAGGAGCACAGCAUCAUUAAGAAUAACGUUGCCAUGCAUCGAAGCUCCCCACAAGCAGUGAGGAGAGACAUAGGUUUAGCAGUCACUCACAGAUUUUCAACCAAGUCGUGGUUGUCUCAGACUUGUCAAGUGUGCCAGAAGAACAUGAUGUUUGGAGUUAAGUGCAAACACUGUCGAUUAAAGUGCCACAACAAAUGCACAAAGGAAGCUCCGUCUUGCAGAAUAUCAUUUCUACCAAUUGCCAAAAUUCGGAGAACAGAGUCGGUCCCUUCUGACAUAAACAACCCCGUUGACCGGGCACUGGAUGCUCCGAUGUUUGGUACGCUGCCGAAGGCCAUUACAAAAAAGGAUCACCCUCCUGUGAUGAACCAGUUGGACUCCAGCAGCAACCCGUCCUCCACCACCUCAUCCACCCCUUCGUCCCCGGCCCCCUUUCAACAGAGCAACCCCCCAAGUGCCACUCCCCCGCCUAACCCCUCGCCUAAAGGCCAUCGGGACAGUCGCUUCAACUUCCCAGCUGCCUGUUAUUUUCAGCACAGACAGCAGUUUAUCUUCCCAGAUGUUUCCAGUCUUGCUAAUGUGUACGCCGAUGCACUCCAAGACACUGUUGGUGAGAAGGAGUAUUCGACGGAUGACAUCCAUUCUGAGCUGGUUGAAGAUGAGGAUGAAGAGCAAGCGGAGGAAGAUGAUGAGGCUGAAGAGGAAGACCCGGAGGCGGAGGAGGAGAACGAGGACGAAGACGAGGGAAAUGAGGAGCAAGGAGAGGAUGAGGACGACAGAGAGGAAGUCGGAAUGAAAAGGGUUUCGGACGGCGAGUGCGACGAGCUGGACGACCUGCCCAGCUCUCGGGGGAACCAGUGGAAGGGCCCCAUCUCCCGCAAGCCCAGUCAGACCAGUGUCUACCUGCAGGAGUGGGACAUUCCUUUUGAGCAGCUGGAUCUCGGAGAACUUAUCGGAAAGGGCCGCUGGGGGAAGGUACACAAGGGGAGGUGGCACGGCGAGGUAGCCAUUCGGCUUCUCGAGAUCGACGGCAACAAUCAGGAUCAUCUGAAGCUCUUUAAAAAGGAGGUGAUGAACUACAGACAGACCAGACACGAGAACGUGGUCCUGUUUAUGGGAGCCUGCAUGGCUCCACCACACCUAGCGAUCAUCACCAGCUUCUGCAAAGGGAGGACGCUGUACUCAGUAGUUCGAGACACUAAAAGCACCUUGGACAUUAACAAGACCAGACAAAUUGCUCAGGAGAUCGUAAAGGGAAUGGGCUACCUGCACGCCAAAGGUAUCGUUCACAAGGACUUAAAGUCAAAGAACGUUUUCCAUGACACCAAUAAAGUGGUGAUCACGGAUUUUGGGCUGUUCGGGAUCUCUGGAGUUGUUCAGGAAGGAAGGCGUGAGAAUAAAUUAAGACUUCCACAUGGUUGGAUUUGUUAUUUAGCUCCAGAAAUUGUGCAAAAGAUGAGUCCUGGAAACAACGAGGACCGCCUUCCUUUCUCCACAGCAGCUGACGUGUACGCCUUUGGAACAAUUUGGUAUGAGCUCCAAGCGAGAGACUGGCCAAUCACCAACCAGCCUGUGGAAGCCACCAUCUGGCAGGUUGGGAGUGGACAAGGGAUACGGAAAGUUUUAGCUGAAAUCAACCUGGGAAAGGAGGUCACGGAGAUCCUCUCUGCCUGCUGGGCGUUCGACCACAGAGACAGGCCAACGUUCACCCAGCUGGCCGACAUGCUGGAGAAGCUGCCCAAGCUUAACCGCAGACUGUCUCAUCCGGGACACUUCUGGAAGUCUGCAGAGUUGUAGCAGUCGCUCUGAAACAUAAGCAAAACAAAGCCCGAGUCUGCCUUGCAUGCUCCUGAAUCCUUAACUUUCACUGGAUCGAUCAAAGCAUUGCCUCUGCCUGAAACCGACGCCGCUCCCACUAAUCUGCAAUCUGAUUUUUCCACGUCUAACCAAUGAGUUUUCUCGGAGAGGAUCUGUGGACUGUAGAGGGGGGUGGGGGGGGGCGCAUCCGCCAUCACCCCCUUUUUCCAUUGGUUGCGUCUAAAAUCUCUUUGCCUUCCUUUGGUUGUGCGGUUUGAGUCGGGACGCUGUGAGGCUUGUGUCUACGCUACGGCGUGCUCCUUCUCUCUGUGCUGCUGCGAAGGCUCCUGACUACUUGAUGGUUUUAUCUAUUUAUUUAUUAUUUUUUUUUUGUCAUUUCCUGGAGGAAAAAAAAAAAAAUGGACCCAAUCCCGGACUUAAUUGACUUCAUCCCGCCGCGUCCCGCAGGUUUUUACUUUUUUUUGUUUUGUUUUUAAAGGCACGUGCUGAUAUGUUCACCAGCCUAUGCUAAGACACAAUAUGCACUUUUUUGAAAAGGACAAACUCAUAAUCGUAGAGACUUUUUCAGAAUAAUUUUCUAGUAACGGUCAUUUUUCUUUUGCAUUGUGACGUCUGCAAUAUUUCAUAGUUUCAGGUGAAUCUCGUGGAGGCUGGACUGUGUGAUGUGCUCACUCGUUUGUCGUCAUUUUACAGUACAAUCCAAUAGGUUGAUGUUUAUAGGAUGCUUUGGGAAAACAGGGAUACUGGUUAAGGUGUGUGAGAGCGCUCAACUAGACAGGUCAGAGAGAAAACAAAAGGUGACUAUGCCUAAAAACUAAAGAAUAAAACGCACUUUAAAAGUGCACAAAAUUUUACAUCUUUUCUUUGAAAGAAAUAUCUUGAUCUGGAACUAAAGUGUCCUAUAUCCUUCUUUAAGAGUACCUCUCUUGCACGCCUCUGUGCACAGCUUCAGUUGCCGUGCUCGUAUUUAUGUCUUUUUUUUAUUUUUUUGGUUGCUGUUGUGACUGGCUGUGGCACAGUGUUCAAUAAGUGUAAGGUUGCAGUAAAUGUGUUGCAAAUCCACUGGUAUGUAAUGUACAUACAUUAUUUACAUUACAUUAUUCAUUGACUAUUUCUAUGAAAAUUUUAUAUGUAAGUUACACCACAACAUUUUUACGUAGGUACUGAUAUGGCAUAGAAGAUGUGUAAAUAUAUAUAAGUAUAUUUAUAUUUUUUUCAUGUAGGAAAUACUGUAAAAAGGCUGUACAGAAUUUUUUAGAAUGGGCCAAGACAUGUUUUUUCUUUUUUUUUUUUUAUUUUAAUGUGAAAAAUUCAUAUUUUUGUAUUGCAUGUGACUGCCAUUCUGUAAGCAGUUUCUGUUUUCAUCCAUGGACAAUAAAACUGGCUUGUCAUGUA